Molecule: messenger RNA, 1518 nt
Organism: Ananas comosus (pineapple)
Lineage: Eukaryota; Viridiplantae; Streptophyta; Magnoliopsida; Poales; Bromeliaceae
Product: UBP1-associated protein 2A-like
Exons: 3
Coding region: 1-1221 (406 amino acids)
Molecular function (GO): RNA binding
Source: RefSeq, a predicted model, not a curated record
AUGAAGAGCGGAGGCGCCGCUGCCGAGAACGAAGAAGAAGAGGAGGAGGAGGAGGAAGAGGAGGAGGAGGAGGACGACGACGACGAGGAGAAGGACCCCUCUUCUAUAGAGCAGCUCCUAGAGCCCUUCCCCAAGGACCAGCUCGUGGAGCUCCUCCGCGACGCUGCCGUGAACCACCGCGACGUCCUCGAGCAGGUCCACCGCGUCGCCGACGCCGACCCCGCCCACCGCAAGAUCUUCGUCCACGGCCUCGGCUGGGACACCACCGCCGAGACCCUCGCCGCCGCCUUCUCCCAGUACGGCGAUAUCGAGGACUGCAAGGCCGUCGCGGACAAGGCCACCGGCAAGUCCAAGGGCUACGGCUUCAUCCUCUUCAAGCGCCGCAGCGGCGCCCGCCGCGCCCUCAAGGAGCCACAGAAGAAGAUCGGCAGCCGCAUGACCUCCUGCCAGCUUGCCUCCAUGGGCCCCGCGCCGCCGCCGGCACCCCCAGUCUCCGAGUACACCCUGCGCAAGAUCUUCGUCAGCAACGUCGGCACCGACGUCGACCCCCAGAAGCUGCUCCAGUUCUUCGCCAAGUAUGGCGAGAUCGAAGAGGGCCCGCUGGGGCUCGACAAGGCCACGGGGAGGCCCAAGGGGUUCGCGCUCUUCGUCUACAGGUCCGUCGAGAGCGCGAGGAGGGCGCUGGAGGAGCCCCACAAGAACUUUGAAGGUCACGUGCUGCACUGCCAGAAGGCGAUCGAUGGGCCGAAGCCCGGUAAGCAGGGAGGGUUUCACUACCAUGGUGGCUCCUCCGGUAAAGGGCACAAAUCCCACCACUAUAAUGGGGGUUCUGGGUAUGGUGGUCGAAUGGGCGGCGGAGGCGGCGGAGGGCAUUUGAUGGCUCCUCCAGCUCCUGCCCUAGGGUAUAAUCAGGGCGGCCAACCCGCGGGUGCAGCCGCGGCUGGGGGGUUGAACCCGGCUUUAGGGCAGGCCCUGACUGCUCUCCUUGCUAGCCAAGGAGCAGGGUUGGGCUUGAAUAACCUCUUGGGUGCACUGGGUUCUGGAGGCCAGGUUGCUAACCAGGCAGGACCCGGGCCUGCAGCGAAUAGUGGGGUUUAUGGUAAUCAGGUGCCUGCAGCUGGUGGAGGAAUGCAGGGUGGGUACGGGAAUGCACCGAUGGGGCAGGGAGGACCCGGGAGGAACCCGCACAUGGGUGGUGCGGGGCCUUACGCCGGUCACUAGAUGCUUGAGUAGAUGCUUAUAUCUAUUUUGUUGUGGAAAGAUGAUUCCUCUGGAGUUCCUGCUUCUGCGACUAUGCUGUUUUCAACUUUUUAUAACUACUCAUUACUCUAAAACUUUAGUUUUUUAUCAUAAGAACUUUGAUAUGUCUUUUAUCCAAUCAUUUUAGCAGCACUUUUAGCAACUCUAUUAGUUUCUAAAAAGCCUGCUAUAUGGCUUGUGACGGUAUUUGUAAACGACUUUGUGAGUUUAAAGCACUUUGAGAUGUUAACUGUUAUCAAGUAACGUAUUUUCUAAUCA